This is a messenger RNA of Peronospora matthiolae, 1176 nucleotides long. Lineage: Eukaryota; Oomycota; Peronosporomycetes; Peronosporales; Peronosporaceae. The record is from the annotation of a GenBank genome assembly.
AUGAGCGAGUGUCAAGAUCAAAUGCACGAAGAAGAAGGAGGAGAAGAAAGUGUCGCGAUCGUGACCAGAAGAUCGAGGCAGGGAAGUUGUUGUCACUCGACUCGAGCCAAGAAAGUCACGACGACCCACAAAAUUCGGGCAUUGAGGGAGCUGGUUGCGUCCAUGGAGAAAGAAGUUCAGCAUCUGGAAUCCAAGUGGACAAGUCAAGUUCGAGAUGACCGCGUGCUUGCAAUGGCUCGACGUUGUGCUAUGGAGAAAUACACCGCUCAUCAGAGCGAGAAUAUGCAAGCUCAGCUCCAGGAUCUCCUUUUUCACCAGCAGUUUCGGUUCGCAUCGCUGCAAACAGCGCUUUUACGGGCUCCUUUGCAUUCAAAGGCAAGUGAAGUGUUCCAUGCACUGCACUUUGACACGCAAUUGAGUCAACAUGAAGACGAGCGGGAAAGGAGGUUAGUGGCUCAUAACCUACGAUCGCUUUCGACGUUGCCAAGGUUGGUAAACCAAAUCACCCAAAGGAUUCUACAAACCACAACAACAGGAAGAGACCAGGUGACGUCCAGGACGCCAGUAUCCCAGAUUGAUAUUGCUGGCUGCAGAGACUGCACUUUGAUAUCCGGGAUUUUUGUCUCGGAGAUCCCGUGCACGUCGCUAGAAGUGGUGUAUGCAGCCGUGUUGGCGUAUUUUGACUCCGUAGCAACGGCGAUGAAGAGCCACUUUGACAUUGAGACGCGGCACCAGAAAUUGAACAGCAUCGAGUCGCCUGUGCACUAUCAGCGGUCGUCGUUCAAGGGACCAAACGUAUCAUGGACAGAAAACAACAUUGUGUGCUCGGAACUCACGCCAUCGCAUGGUAUGGUGCAUAUUGAUGCAGUCACGGACGAUCCCUUGUAUUCAGUGUCCAAUACAACUUCCUCACGUUACGGAAUCUGCUGCCUCACUCUUUCGCCUCGGAAAGAUCAGAUGACGGGCAAAACGCUGUCUGUGACGUUGCGGUGGGUCGUCGCAUAUUGCUACAACAGGUUGGCUGAUGACCCCGAGAUUGAGAACGAAGUUGAGACGAUACGCCCGAUCUUGAAUGGUGAUCUCAUAACUGCUUCCAUGUGUCGAUUUCUCCAAGAGGUGCAACAAGGACGCAGACAGAUCUUACAUCGACAAAACUGGACGCUUGAUGAACAAUGA